AUGUCGUCUACCUCCGCCACCGCUUCCCGUCUUUCCACGCCCGCGAUCACCACGAACAAGACAAUCAAGCACCUCCUUCGACUCUUGACCGUCAAUGUCCAAUCCGCCCCCGAGCCUGACUCCUCGAAGGAGGAGGCUAAGGACUCGAUUGAUGACAUCUCCGAGCACCUAACCUCGAUCCGCAGCAAAGGCGGCGUACUUCCCAAGGACAUGGCCGAAGCGGUCCAGAACGCCGUCUCGAAGGUCAAGGCCAUCUUCCCCGACUUGCCGAUCCGAUUCGGCACCAUCAUACCCAAAUGGACGUGGGCAAAAAAUGCCCGCGAGUGCCGCGACCUCGAGGCCAGGAUUGUGGCCAAAGAAGCCGAGCUUGCGCGAAUCAUGGCUGAGGAGGCCAAACUUGCCAGGAUCGCGGCUGAAGAGGCCAAGCGCAUCCAUCAAGCUGCCGAAGAACUGGCGAAGGCCAGCCGCGACCAAGCGACCGGGAGCGGUCUGAUAGAAGAUGAGCCAAUGGUCAUCGAUGAGGUUACCUUGGGCGACGAUGGCGCUGCGUCUCGUGAUGACGACGAUGAGGAGCCCCAAGACGACAACGAAGCUGACGAGAUCGAAGAAGAGUCGGAAGGGGACGAAGGGGCCGACAACGCCGACUCGUUCAUCACCAAGGAAGUCGAAGCCCUCAACGGCGAUGGCAAGGUCGCCGAAUCGUGGCGAGUCGUACGACAACGCGACUGGUCAGGCAUCUCGUCCAAAGAUAUCAAAAAGCACGCAAAGCAGGCGCAAAGGAAAGGACAAUGGUGCGACCGCUGCAAGUUGAACCGGUCGGUUUCGACUUGCGUUCCAUCGCGCAAGCAGCCCAAUAAGUGCGAGAAGUGCAUGCACAACGUACAAGGCUGCUACUUCGAUGGGGCCUCAAUGCGAGGCUGGUCGAAGUUGUCUCAAACUGCGCGCGACAAAGGGAAAAAACGCACCGUGAAGUCGCCUCUAACCUCGCCCCGCGUUGCAAAGCGCGCAAAGUCGUCGGUCAACCCGUCGGCGACUUCGGAUCCGUUGUCGCGUGCCGUCUUGACCCAUGCGGCACUCGAAGCGGUGCGCCUUGAGCGAGACAUCAUCGCCAUGCGGAUCUCGCUCCUUCAGGACAUUGACUCAGCUUUAGCCAACCAAGAGCAGCUGUACCUAAAUAAAUUAAGUGUUAAGAAGGGACUGCCGGUUGCUUCGUUGUCGAAGGGCCCGCGGUCCACAUCAAAGGUGCCUAAGUAG
Messenger RNA from Fibroporia radiculosa, 1254 nucleotides. RefSeq lists its product as uncharacterized. The record is from RefSeq and is a predicted model, not a curated record. Bases 1 to 1254 code for a protein of 417 amino acids. Lineage: Eukaryota; Fungi; Basidiomycota; Agaricomycetes; Polyporales; Fibroporiaceae. The transcript has 4 exons.